AAUGACACUCCUAGGCUUAUAUAAAAAGGACAGUUUUUCUCUCCUUUUCUCCGCCAUCGUGGUGGCGGACAGACUUGUCUUCGCCAUGUCUUCCCACAAGACUUUCAGAAUCGAGCGCUUCCUGGCUAAGAAGCAAAAGCAGAACCGUCCUGUUCCUCAGUGGAUUUGGAUGAAAACUGGUAAUAAGAUCAGGUACAACUCCAAGAGGAGACACUGGAGAAGAACAAAGCUGUGUCUAUAAGGAUUCCUCUAAGAUGCGCCAUAUUUGUGCUG
Molecule: messenger RNA, 273 nt
Organism: Erinaceus europaeus (western European hedgehog)
Lineage: Eukaryota; Metazoa; Chordata; Mammalia; Eulipotyphla; Erinaceidae
Product: large ribosomal subunit protein eL39-like
Exons: 1
Coding region: 2-241 (79 amino acids)
Biological process (GO): translation
Cellular component (GO): cytosolic large ribosomal subunit; ribosome
Molecular function (GO): structural constituent of ribosome
Source: RefSeq, a predicted model, not a curated record